Messenger RNA from Hordeum vulgare subsp. vulgare (domesticated barley), 1742 nucleotides. Its product is annotated as probable 1-acyl-sn-glycerol-3-phosphate acyltransferase 5. The record is from RefSeq and is a predicted model, not a curated record. The transcript has 4 exons. Gene Ontology annotation, molecular function: acyltransferase activity. The coding region runs from base 283 to 1485 and encodes 400 amino acids. Lineage: Eukaryota; Viridiplantae; Streptophyta; Magnoliopsida; Poales; Poaceae. Gene Ontology annotation, cellular component: endomembrane system.
GCCACCGCUCUGACUAUACUCGCACGCACCACACCCAAUCCCCGCCUCCCUCCCUCCGGAACACUCGCUUUCCUCCACCAGUUUUCCACGCCCGCCCUCAGCCAAAACCCCCACAACACACGCCCAGUCCAAAUUCGCCACCGGCCGCCCGCCCGCCCGCAGCGACCGCAAGCCUCCCUCCCCGCCGGCUUCCCCUCCCUCUCCGGUGAAAGUCUAGAUGGCUCCUUUGGUCCUUGGAAUGUGAAUUUCAGAAAAGAACAACUGUUGACCAUUUAGUACUGCAUGAUGAACGGAUCAACUGGUUCCCCAGGGAAUCAUGUGAAUGGAAAGCAAGUGCAAAGUGUUGACCCUCCUGGUCUUUCAAGUUUUAACAGUGGACCAAGACACCGUCCGUUGACUGUGUUGAGACGCUGUCGCGGUGUAUUAUGUUUGGUGAUUAUGCCGGUGACUGCAUGCAUGAUGAUGGUUUACCUAGCCCCUAUGACUACCUUCGUUGUACGGUUGUUCAGUGUCCAUUACAGCAGAAAGUGGACGUGCUUCCUUUUUGGGAUGUGGUUAGCUAUGUUUCCUUUUUUGUUUGAGAAAAUUAACAGGACCAGAUUUGUUUUCUCUGGUGAAAAGGUGCCCCCAAAAGAGUGUGUCUUGCUGUUUGCUAACCACAGAACUGAGGUAGACUGGAUGUACCUGUGGGAUCUUGCUUUGAGGAAAGGCCGUUUGCAGUCUAUCAAGUACAUCCUGAAGAAAAGUUUGAUGAAGUUGCCUAUUUUCAACUGGGCAUUUCACAUCAUUGAGUUUAUUCCAGUAGAGCGGAAUUGGGAGGUUGACGAACCACUAAUCAGAAGAAGGCUGUCUGAAUUGAAGAACCCCAAGGAUCCCCUUUGGCUUGCAGUUUUUCCAGAAGGCACUGACUAUACUGAGAAGAAAUGCAUCAAAAGUCAAGAGUAUGCGGCGGAACAUGGUUUGCCUAUUCUGAAAAAUGUCCUCCUCCCAAAGAUAAAGGGUUUCAACUGCUGCCUGCAAGAGCUGAGGAGUAACUUGGAUGCUGUUUACGACAUCACGAUCGCAUACAAGCAUCGCCUCCCAACGUUCAUGGACAACGUGUACGGUGUGGACCCUUCCGAGGUCCACGUCCACACCAAGAUCAUCCAGGUCUCCGACAUACCCACCGCAGAGGACGAAGUAUCUGACUGGCUGACCGAGAGGUUCAGGCUGAAGGAUGAGCUCCUGUCUGACUUCUCGACACGAGGCCACUUCCCCAACGAAGGCACCGAGGAGGAGCUGCCGACGCUCAAGUGCGUCGCGAACUUCGCGGCGGUGAUGGGCAUGACGGGCGUGUUCAUCUACCUGACCCUGUUCUCGUCCGUGUGGUUCAGGGUCUUCGCCGCGUGCAGCGCCUCUUUCCUCACGUUUGCUACCCUCUACUCUGUGCACGCCCCGCAGAUCGUGUGUUUGCCGGAGGCUGGGGUGCAUGCCAAGAAAGCUUGAGCUUGGCGUUGUAAGCUGGCGCUGGAAGCUGUUCGCGUGUGUCAGCACGCAGUACAAAGAUGUUUAGCAUGUACACGCAGUUUGUGGCGUCAUUCUUUUGUGUGCGUGUAUGAGCAGUUGCAUCUACGGUUGGGUUACAAAGUGGAUGGAGCCAAAUCGCUCGCCAUAAGGUAAUCGAAACUUAAAAGACCAGUCAUAUAACUUGCUAAAGAAUAUGCUUCUUACAGCGAUGAGUGAUCAACGCUGAGUUUGACCAA